AUGUUCCUGAACUUCCAUCUGGGAAAGAAUCCCUGGCGGAAGAAGGCCGAGUCACUUGCAUCUGAUGAGCGCAAAAUCCAGGGCAAGCGCAUCGGAGAGGUACUGGAAAAAGCUUCGCUCUAUACGAACGCACUUUUGAGCAGCACCUCCGAGUCACCAUUGAUGGACAUAUCAGAGGACGUUACUCUCUCCAGCCUGGCCCUGGGCUCUACACUCUUUCGUGCCGCGUCCAAGAUAUGUUUGAAAGGCCUGGGAGCUCACUACGCCAAUAAUAUCCUGGACACUGAGGAGUUUCUAGAGGCGAAUGAAGAUGAAGAAGAGAUUUUUACUUGGGCCGAGCCGUAA
This is a messenger RNA of Fonsecaea erecta, 345 nucleotides long. RefSeq lists its product as hypothetical. The transcript has 2 exons. The record is from RefSeq and is a predicted model, not a curated record. NCBI's taxonomy places the organism in Eukaryota, Fungi, Ascomycota, Eurotiomycetes, Chaetothyriales, Herpotrichiellaceae. The coding region runs from base 1 to 345 and encodes 114 amino acids.